Molecule: messenger RNA, 3231 nt
Organism: Peromyscus leucopus (white-footed mouse)
Lineage: Eukaryota; Metazoa; Chordata; Mammalia; Rodentia; Cricetidae
Product: leukocyte immunoglobulin-like receptor subfamily B member 3
Source: RefSeq, a predicted model, not a curated record
AGUUCCUCUUCCUCAGGCACUGCCAGUAAGACAUCCUUAUGACAGGACGCAGAAACCAGCCUGCCUAGGUCACACAUUUUGUGUAUGUAUGUGUUUGGGACAGAGGCCAAUCAUCUGCACACUUGUGGCAACUGGAAGAGACCAUGAAUCCCUUUCUUAGAGUCCUGCUGUAUCUUGGACUGAGUCUGGACUCAGGAUCCCAGUACUGGCAGGGGCUCUCUCUAAACCUACACUGUGGGCAGUGCCAAGAAAUGUGGUAGCCAUUGGGAACCAGGUGACAUUCUUCUGUGAAGGGCCCUUAGAGGUCAAUGAGUAUGUUCUCUACAAAGAAGGAAGUCCAGAGUACCCAAUACCAACACUUCUAGAAACUGAAAACAAAGCCACAUUCUCCAUCUCAUCGGUUGAAUGGAACUAUGCAGGCCGAUAUUGGUGUGAAUAUAAAAACAAUAAUGGUACGUCAGAAAGAAGUGACUUCCUGGAGCUGGUGGUGACAGGAUGCUACUCAACCAAAGUCACCUUGUCUGCCAUUUCCAGUGCUGUGGUGACCUCAGGAGGGCACGUGACCCUUCAGUGUGUCUCACAACAGGCAUAUAACAUGUUUAUUCUAAUGAAGGAAGAUGAGAAGUUGUCCAGGCCUUUGCCCUCACAGAAUAUACACCCUGAGCUAUUUGGAGCCCUGUUCACUCUGGGUCCUGUGACCCCCAACCAGAGGUGGAGGUUCACAUGCUAUGGGUUUUACUUGAGCAUCCCCCAGGCAUGGUCAGUGCCCAGUAACCACCUAGAGCUCCUGGUCUCAGGGAUCCUUCCUAAACCCACCAUCUGGGCUCACCCUGGCUCUGUGAUCCCCUCAGGGAGUCCUGUUACCAUCAGGUGUCAGGCAACCCUGGGAGCCCAAAAGUAUGUGAUAUAUAAAGAGGGAAGCCAAGAGCCCUGGGUCCAACAGACUCAAACAGACAACAGCACCGAGGCAAAACUCACCAUUCCAUCUGCGACACAAGUGCAGGCAGGCCGGUAUCACUGUUACACCUACACCUCUGCGGGAUGGUCACAGCACAGUGACCCCUUAGAGCUGGUGGUGACAGGAGUCUACAACAAACCCACCCUGUCAGCCACACAAAAUCCUGUGAUAAACUUAGGAGGGUUUGUGACCCUCUCCUGUACCUCAAGCCAGAGAUAUGACUGGUUUGUUUUAACAAAGAAUGGUCAGAUUUUCUCCAUCCCUCAGAGCUCAAGAUACACACAAGCUGGGAUGUUCCUGGCUGAGUUUCCAGUGGGUCCAGUGACCUCUAGCCAGAGGUGGAGGUUCAGAUGCUAUGGCUAUUACAUAAAUAAUCCUCAGGUGUGGUCAGAAGGGAGCGAGGUCCUGGAGCUCCUGGUCUCAGGGAACCUUCAGAAACCCAUCUUGUGGGCUGAACCAUGUUCUGUGAUUACCUCUGGAAAUGUUGUGUCCAUCUGGUGUGAGGGGUCCAAGGAAACCCAAAUAUAUUUCCUGUAUAAAGAAGGAAGCUCAGCACCCUGGGACAGUCAAACUCCCAAAGGUCCUGGUAACAAGGCCAUGUUCUCCAUAGCAUCCAUUGAAAAGCAUCAUGCAGGACAAUAUCGCUGUUACUCUUACAAAUCUACAGGCUGGACAGAGCACAGUGACCCCCUGGAGCUGGUGGUGACAGGUGUCCACCAUGGCAAAACUAGUCUGUCAGCUUUUCCCAGCCCUGUGGUGACCUCAGGUGAAAAUGUGACCCUUCAGUGUGUCUCAUCUAAAGGAUAUGAUACAUUCAUUUUGACUGGGGAAGAUCUGAAGUUCUCCAUGUUCCAAAAGGCACAGCUCAUACAUACCGGACAGUCCCUAGCUCUGUUUCCUGAGAUCUCCAUAAUAUCCAGCAAGAAUGGUCCCUUCAGAUGUUACGGAUAUUAUAUAAAUAACUCUCUUGUGUGGUCAGAGUCUAGUAACCCUCUGGAGAUACAUGUCUCAGGCCUGUCAGGGAAGCCCUCCCUGGUGACCGAACAUGGCCCUGUCCUGGGCCCUGGAGAAAACCUGACCCUUCAGUGUUCCUCUGAGAUAAGUUAUGACCGAUUUGUUCUGUCCAAGGAAGGGGAAAGUGACCUCCACCAGGUCUCUGUUCAUCAGUCUCAAGCUGGAUAUUUUCAUGCCAACUUCACCCUAGGUUUUAUGAAUUUUUCCACUGGAGGCCGGUAUAGAUGCUAUGGUUCUUAUAACUUCUCAGACUGGUCAGCCCCCAGUGAUUCUCUGGACAUCCUCAUCACAGGACAUCCUCCUGUCAUACCCAAUCUCUCAGUGUAUCCAGGCACUAUUGUGUCCUCAGGAGAGAAUGUGACCCUGCUGUGUCAAUCAUCAGUUCCAGUGGACACAUUUUUUCUGUUCAAGGAAGGUGCAGUCCAUCCCUACAUGCAACAAAGAGCAAAGUCUCAAGAUCUACAAUAUAAGGCAGAAUUCUCCAUGAGUGCUAUGACCUCAGCUUGGGGCUCUUACAUAUGCUUUGGUUCUAACAGCUCAUCCCCUUACCUGUUGUCACAUGCCAGUGUUCCUGUGGAGAUCAUAGUCUCAGAAAUGGAAGAAUAUCAAAAGGCUGUGAUUGGUGUCUCUGUGGCCUUAUUCCUCCUGCUCUUCCUCCUCGGCCUCUUCCUUUUCCUCAGACUCAGGCAUCAGAAGAACUACAGGAAGGGGGUGCAGACAAAGACUUACUUGCAACAUCCUGCAGACUCAGCGAACAAGGGCAAAAGCUUCCAGAAGAGAUCCACACCAGCUCCUGCCAUCCAGGAAGAAAUCUUGUAUGCUACUGUGAAGGUCAGACAGCCUGCAGAUAGCAUGGAGCUGGAUGUCCUGAGCCAACAUGAGGAAGACCCCUCUAAAGACUUGUAUGCCCAGGUGAAGCCCUCGAGACUCAGAAGGACAGAGAUCACCUAUUCUUCUUUCAAUCCAAAGGAAUUAUUGGCCUCCAAUGACACACAGUCAAAAGGAAAUCAAGUGAUAGAUGAGCAGGCUGCUACAACAGAGGAGCCACAUGAUGUGACCUAUGCCCAGCUGUGCAUUGUGACCCCAAGACAAGGACAUGUGAACCUCCCACCUUCCAGGCAGAAAAGUCCAACCUGAGAUUAUACUUUGGCCUCUACCAAUCCUGGGAGAUCACACUCUGCGUCAUCCAGAAUGAAUCUCAGCUGAACUGCUGCUCAAAGCCUAAAAGCUUAACCAGCCAAAUGCUUCUAGUUUCUGGU